Caretta caretta (loggerhead turtle) is the source of this 4802-nucleotide messenger RNA. The record is from RefSeq and is a predicted model, not a curated record. Lineage: Eukaryota; Metazoa; Chordata; Testudines; Cheloniidae.
GGCUCUGGCCUAAGUUCCUCAUACUCAACGGUGACACUGAAGUGUAAUAUUCUACAGUAAGAAUUACCAUCCUUUGGAUGAAGCAUGUAAUUGAUAUCCAUUGUGACCACCCCAGAGGAUAUUAAAGGUCCUGCAACACUUGGGUAGAACUUUGGCAUGUGAUUGUAUAUUUGGUAGCUGCAACAGGAGAGUGAUUGCAGUGGAGACGCUGUCCACAGCUGUUUACAGCAGCAUUCCAUUUCCCAAUUGAUGGCUUGCAAUGGAGAAAAGGUUCCUAGAAAAAUAUUUGACCUUUGCAUGUGUUUGACUUCCAAUCUUUACCUCCCCUAAGGCAUGUUCAUUCCUCAUUUCCUGCUCCCACCUCCUUCCUUCACCAAACUCUGCCAUGAAAACAAGUUCCUCUAUUACGACCUGUUCUGCCAUCCACGAUGAUCAUCCUUCUUCUACAAACCCACCAAAGAUGUGUCUACAUCCCAGACCCUUCAUUGUCUUUCCAUUCCUAACCUCUAAAGAGAAUCCCACCUAUGGGAUUUGACACAACUCAGAGACUCAGAAAAUUGAAAAUGCUCAGCAUCUUUCAGGUUUUUUUCCCCCCAAAGUCCUAUCUAUUCCAGCUCCAUCCCAUUCUUCACUUCUACUCCUUCCCAUAUUGAAUCUUACACCCAGGAACUGGCAGGUAAAUAAAGGAAGAACUGACUUUCAAAUAUUUUGUUCUAAAAUGUAUUUAUUUUUCCAUUUUAAGCAUACACCUAUAGGACAGGUCCUUAGCUGGUGUAAAUCAGCAUACUCUAUAGAUGUCAGCUUAUAUCAGAUGAGGAUCCUGGGUGUUAAUAUUCUGUAACUGAUUAGUAAAUUUGUCUCUUAUAAAACCUUUACAGUUUACAUUUAAGCGGCUGUAUGAACAGCAGGCAAACUGCAUAUAUUAACAUGUUGUGUGGCUGCUGUUAAAUCUAAAUCAUGUUUGGAGAAAAGCUUAAGGGGAAAGAAAACAACAUCCAAGACCAAAUGGAGUAUUUAAAACUCAACCAGAAAAGAAAAAGCCAAACAAACUGAGCAUUUUUUUUUUGUUACUAGAAAGGAUAUAAAUCUGGACUGAUAGCUUGUAUACCAAGAUGCAAUUUGAUCUGAUUUCAAUGGCCAGGAUGUUAUGCCCAGAUAAAGGACCCAUGGGAAAAGUUUCACAUUGUGUUAAAUUAUCAGUUAAGCAUUUAUUAACUUAGUUUCUUUUCCUAACAAAAGGAUUUUACACCCCAAAAUAGAAAGCAAACAUCAACUCCAUUUUAACUAGUGUUGCAUUAAUAAACAAUAAAGGCAAUAAAACAAUUGUUUAGUUCUUACAGUGACCAGAACUUUUCUUGAUAAUGAGACACCUUGGCAGGUGCAUUUUUAUAGAUGACUAAGAAAAGCUUAAUGGACAUUUAUUAAUCCUCUACCAUUAAUUAUGCAUGUUUAUAGAAUAUGCUGUGUGUGUGUGUUUGUGUGCGUGCACACAUGCAUGUGAUCAUAAGAACAAUUGCAAUUUAAAAUAAAAUAAAGCUGGCAGAAUUGUUGAGUUAGGGAGGGUAUCUGAGUGGGAGAGGGCCAAUAUCCAAAUGUGCUAGGUUAAUUUGGUCACUUUAGCAGUAAGGCAAGCCAAGAGCUCCCAUUACAUGGGACAGUGUUGCCAGGUGUGACAGAUAUGGCAGUUUCCUACAAUAUUUUUGGGAGAUCUUACUGCAUUAAGUUUAUGUAUCAUUGUGAGUCAGGGGUUGUAUGUAAUUCAAUAUUAAUCACAGCCCCUCCAGAAACUAAGAACAGUGGGCAGUGAUCAGGCAAAUUCAUGUAACGCUUCCAGAGAGGUACUACCACCAGGAGAGUCUUGCAUAUACUGUUUUAAACUAGAUUCUCCAGAGACCACCGUACAGACAAAGGACUUUGAAUAAAUAGUUUGAGUUUAAGCUGACUCAGGGCCACCUUUUGAUUCAGCAAACAGACAGGACCCUCUGUCCAAGGGGAGGACCCAACUGUUUUGUAAGGGGUGGAAGGGGUUAUUAGGUGUCCGUAAGACUGAUGGCUGCCCUCUGGUAAGCUUUUAGCAUGCGUAUAGGAACUUUUAUUGUUUAAAUAUAUUUUCUCUGUAAUCCUUUUACCUUAAGAAUAAAAGUAAAGUGCUUGUUUAGAAGGAGCUGUGUGGUAAUUUGUAACUGCAGGCAAUAGACUGGUCACAGGCUUUGGAGAGAAAGCAAAGUGCAGAACCUGGUCUGUAUAGGCAAUCUGUAUUGCUGGUGAUAUCACAGAGUAACCCAGGGAGCUGUGCAGCCUUAAAAACCCCAGUCAGGUAGAAGUGAGACAUGGGUCUCUCCCCAAGAGAAGUGAUGGCUGAAAGCUGCAAACCAUUGGUGGACCAUGAAGGAGAGGAAACAGGUGCAGUUGUCCUGAGACUGGAACACCACCAUUCCUAAAUACUUAUUUGAACCAUGUUUGCCAGUGAUGGGCAGCUCUGUUGGUUCCCUAACCAGAGUUGCUGCCCAUACAGAUUGCACAUUUGCUGUUUAAACAACAGGUAAGAAAUAUCUAUGGAGGAAAACAGAGUGCUUAAUUUUGGUAGAGACUUAACAUCUUCUACAGCAGCAUAUCCAUCUCUGAUUUACCGGCAGGGAGCUAAGUGACUUCCAAAAAUCACUUUACAUGUGUUGUGCUGCACCGACACUAUGUUCCUUCUCUUUCUAAGAUAUUUAUAUGAUAUGUUAUAGAUGAUGAUAUCUCUAGCAGUCCCAGACCAAAUGUUUAUAAAAGCCUCAGUGGAAAAGAUAUGUCCAUUAAGUUUAUCUGAAAAAUAAAAAGAACCCUGCAGUUAGUUACGGAAGUAAAAAUUACCCUGGCUGACAGUGUUUCCUGGCGCUUGGUGGUUUUACUGUGCUAUUUGCAAUGAUGGAGAGGGAAUGUGAAACCACAAAGCUGCUGGAAAUUUAAAAUAACUCCAUAAAUAGAUAAUAUGAAAUUACCAAUGUUCUAUCAAAUAAACAUAGAUACAUUCAGGAGGCUCUAGCUAGCAUGUUACAUUGAUUCACCAAGAAAAUACUUUAUACAAAUUGAAAUUAAUGAUCCCCUAUGCAAAAUCCAGGAUGCCUUUUUAACAGCUACCUGGCCCACUACUGCAACCCACUGCUGUUCCCCAAGAAACUAUAAUGAUGCAAUAAUAAAGUUAAAUUUUGGAAUACACAAUAAUACUACCUCAACAUUAGUGCACAUAUAUGUAGCAUAAUACUUUCAAAUGUCUACUAAUGACACUAAGCCCUGGUCUACACUAGGACUUUAGGUUGAAUUUAGCAGCGUUAAAUCUAUGUAAACCUGCACCCAUCCACACAAUGAAGCCCUUUAUUUCGACUUAAAGGGCUCUUAAAAUCAAUUUCCUUACUCCACCCCUGCCAAGUGGAUUAGCGCUUAAAUCGGCUUUGCCGGCUCGAAUUUGGGGUACUGUGGACACAAUUUGACGGUAUUGGCCUCCGGGAGCUAUCCCAGAGUGCUCCAUUGUGACCGCUCUGGACAGCACUCUCAACUCAGAUGCACUGGCCAGGUAGACAGGAAAAGAAUCACGAACUUUUGAAUCUCAUUUCCUGUUUGGCCAGCGUGGCAAGCUGCAGGUGACCAUGCAGAGCUCAUCAGCACAGGUGACCAUGAUGGAGUCCCAGAAUCGCAAAAGAGCUCCAGCAUGAACUGAACGGGAGGUACGGGAUCUGAUCGCUGUAUGGGGAGAGGAAUCCAUGCUAUCAGAACUCAGUUCCAGUUUUCGAAAUGCCAAAACCUUUGUCAAAAUCUCCCAGGGCACGAAGGACAGAGGCCAUAACAGGGACCCGAAGCAGUGCCGCGUGAAACUUAAGGAGCUGAGGCAAGCCUACCAGAAAACCAGAGAGGCGAACGGCCGCUCCGGGUCAGAGCCCCAAACAUGCCGUUUCUAUGAUGAGCUGCAUGCCAUUUUAGGGGGUUCAGCCACCACUACCCCAGCCGUGUUGUUUGACUCCUUCAAUGGAGAUGGAGGCAACAUGGAAGCAGGUUUUGGGGACAAAGAAGAUGAUGAUGAUGAUGAUGAGGUUGUAGAUAGCUCACAGCAAGCAAGCGGAGAAACCGGUUUUCCCAACAGCCAGGAACUGUUUCUCACCCUGGAGCCAGUACCCCCCGAACCCACCCAAGGCUGCUUCCUGGACCCGGCAGGCGGAGAAGGGACCUCCGCUACAUGUGUUUCAAUGAUCACAGGAUCUUCUCCUUCCCAGAGGCCAGUGAAGAUUAGAAAGAAAAAAAAUGCACUCGUGAUGAAAUGUUCUCUGAGCUCAUGCUGUCUUCCCACACUGACAGAGCACAGAUGAAUGUGUGAAGGCAAAUAAUGUCAGAGUGCAGGAAAGCACAAAAUGACCGGGAGGAGAGGUGGUGGGCUGAAGAGAGUAAGUGGCGGGCUGAAGAGAGGGCUGAAGCUCAAAUGUGGCGGCAGUGUGAUGAGAGGAGUCAGGAUUCAAUGCUGAGGCUGCUGGAGGAUCAAACCAGUAUGCUCCAGUGUAUGGCUGAGCUGCAGCAAAGGCAGCUGGAGCACAGACUGCCACUACAGCCCCUGUGUAACCAACCGCCCUCCUCCCCAAGUUCCAUAGCCUCCACACCCAGACGCCCAAGAGCGCGGUGGGGGGGCCUCUGGCCAACCAGCCACUCCACCACAGAGGAUUGCCCAAAAAACAGAAGGCUGGCAUUCAAUAAAUUUUAAAGUUGUAAACUUUUAAAGUGCUGUGUGGCAUUUUCCUUCCCUCCUCCACCACCCCUCCUGGGCUACCUUGGUA